This is a messenger RNA of Ilex paraguariensis (yerba mate), 711 nucleotides long. NCBI's taxonomy places the organism in Eukaryota, Viridiplantae, Streptophyta, Magnoliopsida, Aquifoliales, Aquifoliaceae. The record is from the annotation of a GenBank genome assembly.
AUGGAACCUAAGCAAGAUGUUAUUGCUCCAUCUUUGCCUCCUACCUCUAUUUCUCCAAUCAUUCUUAAUGGUCUCAUGACUUCCGUUAAACUCAAUAAGACUAAUUAUACUUUAUGGUCCCGUUCUGUUCAAGUUUUUCUUCGAGGUAAUUUUACCCGUGCUUUUGAGGUGUGCAAGGAGUACUUCCAGUUAGAGCAGGGUACUCUGAGCCUUGAGGAUUAUUACUCUCACGUUCGGAGAGGAUUGAUCAUGGUGUCUCCACUGAUCGCUCAGUUCUUGUGGUUCCUAUUAGCCACAGUGAUGGUCAUCGAGGUAGACAUGAUGGUCGUGGUGGUUGUGGUGGUCAAGGAGGUCGUACAGGCGAUUGUAGGUGCCGUGGUGGACCCUGUUGCUGUACUCAUUGUAGCCGUGGAGGACACACUGUUGAUUUAUGUCGGGAUUUACAUGGAAAACCUUCUAGUGCUGCGAAUCACGCUUCCUAUUAGGAUGAUACCUCUGUUGUUGCUUCCAUACCUCGGUCAGCUCCACCAGACACUGGAAUCUCAAAACGAAGAGGAAGAUUGGUACGGACAUGAAGCCGGUGGCCUAUAUUACUUUGAUUUUGAUUCACCUACUCGGGCCCCUACAGACCUCGUUGUCUCCUUUUCAAUGGCAUUGUCGUCUUGGACAUCCCUUUCUCUAGAAUCUGAAACGCCAAGCUCCCAGUUUUAG